Molecule: messenger RNA, 2898 nt
Organism: Talaromyces atroroseus
Lineage: Eukaryota; Fungi; Ascomycota; Eurotiomycetes; Eurotiales; Trichocomaceae
Exons: 3
Coding region: 1-2898 (965 amino acids)
Biological process (GO): carbohydrate metabolic process; N-glycan processing
Cellular component (GO): glucosidase II complex
Molecular function (GO): carbohydrate binding; alpha-glucosidase activity
Source: RefSeq, a predicted model, not a curated record
AUGGCCGGGAGCAGGUCACUGAAGCAGCGGCUGCCGCUGUUCUUGACUGUGCUUACCAUCCUGGCUUGCAUCAUUUCACCAGUUGGCAUGUAUCCAAUGAGCGUCAAGCAUGAGAAUUUCAAGAAAUGUUCCCAAUCCGGGUUCUGCAAGCGGAACCGAGCUUACGCCGAUGAAGCUGUUGCAUCGGGGAGCAACUGGAAGGCCCCGUACGAGCUCGACUCUUCAUCCAUCACCUUGGAAGACGGCUACUUGCGGGGAAUUGUUAUCAAAUCCACGGAAUCUGGAGAGAAGGUCCGGCUACCUCUCACCGUCUCAUUCCUGGAAUCAGGCGCGACCAGGGUUGUCCUGGAUGAGGAAAGGAGGCUCAAGGGAGACAUCGAAUUGCGACACGGCAGUAACAUUCGAAAAGAGCGAUAUAACGAGGCCGAGAAAUGGACUCUCGUUGGUGCUCUGACACCGAAUAAGGUCGCCAGUUUCAGCCCCGAGCCGGAAACGGGUUUCACCAAGGUCCUGUAUGGCCCUGAGAAUCAAUACCAACUGGUCAUUCGCCAUGCACCGCUGGAACUACUUUUUCAGCGUGAUGGCGAGACUCAUGUAAAGCUUAAUGACCGGGGUCUGCUCAACCUAGAGCACUGGAGGCCAAAAGUAGAUGUCCCGGAAGGCGAGACCGCUCCGGAGGACGAGUCGACCUGGUGGGAGGAAUCCUUCGGCGGAAACACUGAUUCAAAACCUAGGGGCCCUGAAAGUGUUGCUCUUGACAUCACAUUCCCAGGGUAUGAGCAUGUUUAUGGUAUUCCUGAGCAUGCUGACUCGCUGUCGCUGAGAGAAACCCGUGGCGGUUCUGGUAAUCACGAAGAGCCGUACCGUAUGUAUAAUAGUGACGUUUUCGAAUAUGAGCUUAACAGCACUAUGACACUAUAUGGCACCAUUCCUUACAUGCAAGCUCAUCGCAAGAACUCAUCCGUGGCCGUCUUCUGGUUGAAUGCAGCUGAGACGUGGGUGGAUAUUGUCAAGUCGAAAUCAACUACCAACCCCCUGUCGCUGGGACUUACUGGUAAAAAGACUACACAAACGCACUGGUUCUCUGAAUCAGGCCAGCUCGACGUUUUCGUCUUUCUCGGUCCGAACCCGCAGACCCUGAGUAAGACGUAUGGAGAAUUGACGGGAUAUACACAAUUGCCGCAGCAAUUUGCCAUUGCCUAUCACCAAUGUCGUUGGAAUUAUGUCACUGACGAGGAUGUCAAAGAAGUUGAUGUCAAGUUUGACCGAUAUCAGAUUCCCUACGACGUAAUCUGGCUUGACAUUGAAUAUACCGACGGCAAGAAGUAUUUUACAUGGGAUCCAAUGACUUUCGCCGACCCCAAGGGCAUGCAGGAACAGCUAGAUGAGUCGGAGCGUAAGCUUGUGGUCAUUAUUGAUCCUCACUUGAAGAACGAAAAUGGCUAUCCAAUCAUUGACGAGCUGAAGAGUAAAGACCUGGCCAUUAAGAACAAAGAUGGCAACAUCUAUGAUGGCUGGUGCUGGCCUGGCUCAUCGCAUUGGGUUGAUUGCUUUAGCCCAGCCGCUAUCUCCUGGUGGAAAGGACUCUACUCCUACGAUAAGUUCAAGGGUACAUUCCCCAACACUUUCAUCUGGAAUGAUAUGAACGAACCUUCCGUGUUUAACGGACCUGAAACAACCAUGCCGAAGGACAACAUCCACUACGGCAAUUGGGAACACAGAGACGUCCACAAUAUCAAUGGUAUGACGGUAGUCAAUGCUACUUUCCAGGGCUUGGUUGAGCGAAAGAAAGGUCAGUUGCAGCGGCCUUUUAUUUUGACGCGAUCGUUCUAUGCCGGCACUCAGCGAAUGGGGGCCAUGUGGACUGGCGAUAAUCAAGCAGAAUGGAGUCAUCUAGCCAUCUCUAUGCCCAUGGUCUUGAACCAAGGUAUUGCUGGCUUCCCCUUCGCCGGAGCCGAUGUGGGCGGUUUCUUCGGAAACCCUGACAAAGAUCUCUUGGUGCGCUGGUAUCAAACGGGUAUCUGGUAUCCUUUCUUCCGAGCUCAUGCUCAUAUUGAUACUCGCCGUCGCGAGCCGUACUUGACAGGUGAGCCUUAUAUGCAGAUUAUUAGCCAAGCAAUCCGGCUCCGUUAUCAACUUCUUCCCGCAUGGUACACAGCAUUCCACGAGGCCUCUCUUACUGGAAUACCCAUUGUGAGACCUCAGUAUUACAUUCACCCUGAGGACGAGCAAGGCUUUGCCAUGGAUGACCAAUUCUAUGUAGGCUCAACGGGUCUUUUGGCGAAGCCCGUCGUUGCCAAGGAUCAAGAAUCUGUAGACAUCUACUUGUCUGACAAUGAAAAGUACUACGAUUACUUCGACUACACAAUCUACCAGGGCGGUGGCAAAUGGCACAAUGUUCCAGCUCCGCUAGAGAAGAUUCCUUUGCUCAUGCAGGGCGGCCAUGUAAUCCCUCGCAAGGAUCGUCCUCGCCGCAGCAGUGGGUUGAUGAAAUGGGACCCGUACACUCUAGUUGUUGUACUAGAUGAAAGCGGGGCAGCCGACGGAACAAUUUACGUUGAUGACGGAGAAAGUUACGACUUUGAGAAGGGAGCCUACAUCCACCGUCAAUUCACUUUCGUCGACUCGACUUUUAUCUCUGAGGACAUUGGCAGCAAAGGUCCCAAAACCGACGGAUAUCUCAAGUCCAUGUCUGAUGUGCGUGUUGAGAAGAUUGUGGUUGUCGGAGCGCCAGCAGAAUGGGAACAGAGAACCACUGUCACUGUUAUUGAGGACGGCGCGAAGGGGGCUACUCAUGCCUCAUUGCAGUUUACUCGUGGUGAGAGCGGCAAGGCGGCAUAUGCCGUGGUGAAAAACCCUAAUGUUGGCAUUGGCCGGUCUUGGAAGAUCGAAUUCUAG